This is a messenger RNA of Chrysochloris asiatica (Cape golden mole), 2196 nucleotides long. It is a transcript of the gene HCFC2, whose product is annotated as host cell factor C2. Gene Ontology annotation, molecular function: protein binding; transcription coactivator activity. NCBI's taxonomy places the organism in Eukaryota, Metazoa, Chordata, Mammalia, Afrosoricida, Chrysochloridae. The coding region runs from base 1 to 2196 and encodes 731 amino acids. The record is from RefSeq and is a predicted model, not a curated record. The transcript is spliced from 14 exons. Gene Ontology annotation, cellular component: histone methyltransferase complex. Gene Ontology annotation, biological process: regulation of DNA-templated transcription; chromatin remodeling.
AUGGCGGCUCCCAGCCUCCUUAACUGGAGGCGGGUUUCCUCCUUCACGGGGCCGGUUCCCCGCGCCCGGCACGGACACCGGGCAGUGGCCAUUCGGGAGCUGAUGAUCAUCUUUGGAGGGGGCAAUGAGGGCAUCGCGGACGAGCUGCACGUCUACAACACCGUUACCAAUCAAUGGUUCCUACCAGCUGUCAGAGGAGACAUCCCUCCAGGCUGUGCUGCCCAUGGAUUUGUCUGUGAUGGUACCAGAAUAUUAGUUUUUGGGGGAAUGGUAGAAUAUGGAAGAUACAGCAAUGAGUUAUAUGAAUUACAAGCAAGUCGUUGGUUGUGGAAAAAAGUGAGACCCCAGCCCCCCGCUUCUGGAUUACCUCCUUGUCCUCGGCUUGGACAUAGCUUCUCUUUAUAUGGUAACAAAUGCUAUUUGUUUGGUGGCCUGGCAAAUGAAAGUGAAGACUCAAACAAUAAUGUUCCCAGAUAUUUAAAUGAUUUCUAUGAGUUGGACCUGCAGCAUGGUUCUGGUGUUGUGGGUUGGAGCAUUCCAGUGACGAAAGGGAUCGUGCCUUCUCCAAGAGAAUCCCACACAGCCAUUAUAUAUUGCAAAAAAGAUUCUGGAAGUCCUAAAAUGUAUGUUUUUGGGGGAAUGUGUGGUGCUCGCCUGGAUGACCUAUGGCAACUUGAGUUAGAAACGAUGUCAUGGUCAAAACCAGAAACUAAAGGGACUGUGCCACUUCCACGAAGCCUUCACACAGCCAGUGUUAUAGGAAACAAGAUGUACAUUUUUGGUGGCUGGGUUCCACAUAAGGGGGAAAGUAUUGAGAAUUCGCCUCAUGAUUGUGAAUGGAGAUGUACCAGUUCAUUUUCUUACCUAAACCUGGAUACAGCAGAGUGGACCACCCUAGUAUCAGAUUCUCAAGAAGAUAAGAAAAAUUCAAGACCAAGACCAAGAGCUGGACACUGUGCUGUUGCUAUUGGCUCACGGUUAUACUUUUGGAGUGGAAGAGAUGGCUACAAAAAAGCACUGAAUAGUCAAGUUUGCUGCAAAGAUCUUUGGUAUCUUGAUACUGAGAAACCACCGGCACCUUCACAAGUACAGCUGAUCAAAGCCACUACCAACUCUUUUCAUGUCAAAUGGGAUGAAGUGCCUACAGUUGAGGGCUAUCUUUUGCAGUUGAAUACAGACUUGCCGUACCAAGCUGCAUCAUCAGAUUCUUCAGCAGCGCCAAAUAUGCCAGGAGUCAGGAUGGAGCCUCACAGACAAGGCAGUUAUAGCAUCAUCCCCAACAAUAUCCAUGAUACAGUAAACAGUGCAAAAAUGGAACAUACAGCUCUUAAAGGGACUUCCAUGAAGAACAACCCAGAUCCUAGAGCACCACCUGGUUCUAAUGCCAAUUUAUUGUCAUCUUCAGCAAUGAAUGCUUCUAAUCAUAAUACUUGUAUGAUGGAUGUGUUAAGGAAAAGUGAAGGUCCUCAUACUUCAGCAAAUGUAGGUGCUCUAAGUAGUUGCCUGGACUUAAGAACUGUAAUUCCUGACACUUCUGUAUCCAGCACUGUUUCCAGUACACACACUAUGGUAACCCAGAAGACCAUUAAAACUGAAUCAUCCAGUACAAAUGGGGCAGUGGUUAAAGAUGAAACUUCACUAACAACAUUCAGUACCAAAUCUGAAGUUGAUGAAACAUGUGCACUGCCUGCAACUAAGAUCAGCCGUGUAGAGACCCAUGCUGCUACCACAAGUCCCUUUUCUAAAGAGAUGCCUUCAAAUCCAGUGACCACAAUGAAAGCAGGAGAACGACAGUGGUGUGAUGUGGGGAUUUUUAAAAAUAAUACAGCCUUGGUGAGCCAGUUUUAUUUGCUGCCAAAAGGGAAGAACAGCAUUUCCAAGAAUGUUGAGGGUAUCCAUCUUUCCUGGGAACCUCCAACCUCACCUUCUGGAAAUAUUUUGGAGUAUUCAGCCUAUUUGGCUAUCCGUACAGCACAGAUACAAGAUAAUCCGAGUCAGCUUGUUUUCAUGAGGAUUUAUUGUGGUCUUAAGACUUCAUGUAUAGUAACUGCUGGACAACUUGCAAAUGCACAGAUUGAUUACACAUCCCGGCCUGCCAUUGUGUUCAGGAUAUCAGCAAAAAAUGAAAAGGGAUAUGGACCAGCAACCCAAGUCCGAUGGCUUCAAGGUAACAAUAAGAAAACACCUUUAUGCUGA